Messenger RNA from Ziziphus jujuba (common jujube), 1636 nucleotides. RefSeq names its product putative UDP-glucuronate:xylan alpha-glucuronosyltransferase 5. Gene Ontology annotation, molecular function: glycosyltransferase activity. Gene Ontology annotation, biological process: xylan biosynthetic process. Bases 29 to 1612 code for a protein of 527 amino acids. The record is from RefSeq and is a predicted model, not a curated record. Lineage: Eukaryota; Viridiplantae; Streptophyta; Magnoliopsida; Rosales; Rhamnaceae. The transcript has 2 exons.
ACUCAUCACCACCACCAAAAGACUUCAGAUGGAAAGCGAAAACCCAUCUCUCUACUGGUUCGAUAUCAUUGCCAACAAAUUCGAAAAGGGUACGAAGAUUAAGAUCGGUUUGGUCAAUAUUGAUGAUUGUACAAGUAGUAAUAUUACUGGUUCUGGUGGUGGCGUAUGCAAAGUACUCCAUGGACUUGCAAACACAGACACAGUCGCAGUCAAGUUUGAUCGAAUAAUGACAGAGGAUGAAAAUCGGACAUGGAAGGAGUUUUUCCCAGAAUGGAUUGAUGAAGACAAGAAAUGGGGGACACCAAAAUGCCCGGAAAUCCCAAUGCCGAGGUUCGAAGAUUACCCGCGACUGGACGUGGUGGUGGCGAGAGUUCCAUGUGGGAAUGGGACGGAGAAGGAAGGGAUUAGAGAUGUGUUCAGGUUGCAGGUUAACCUUGUGGUGGCUAAUCUCGCGGUGGAGAGUGGUUGGGUGAGUCCUGAUAUUCGUAGGAAUGUUUAUGUUGUGUUUAUAGGUUCUUGUGGGCCCAUGGUAGAGAUUUUCAGAUGUGAUGAUUUGGUGAUGCAUAGAGGUGAUUAUUGGGUGUAUAAGCCUGAGAUGAUGAGGCUUAAACAGAAGGUUCUUAUGCCUGUUGGGACUUGCCAAAUUGCACCUCCGUUUGCAAAAACAGGUAAAGAGGGAUGGCGAGACUACGUAUUUAGAUCCUCCAUCCUCCAAAAUGUCAACAACGUCACAAUACGUCGUCGUUCAAUAUAUGCCAUUGCCUACGUUACAGUCCUUCACUCUUCAGAAUCAUAUGUCUGCGGUGCCAUUUCUUUAGCACAAAGCAUUCGUCUGACGGGCUCUACCAUCGACCUUAUUCUUCUCGCCGACGAUUCCAUUUCAUUCAAUUCCACUCUAGCUCUUCGAGCAGCGGGAUGGAAAGUCCUGCGGAUUCAGAGAAUCCGCAGUCCUUUCUCUCGGAAAGGCUCUUACAAUGAAUGGAACUACAGCAAGCUUCGUAUUUGGCAGCUAACCCAAUACGAAAAAGUCAUAUUCAUAGAUGCAGAUCUUCUUGUUUUGCGAAACAUCGACCAUUUCUUUACCUACCCUGAGCUAUCAGCUUCAGCAAACAACAAGUUCUUAUUCAACUCCGGUGUGAUGGUUGUGGAACCGUCCGCUUGUUUGUUCGAAGAUUUGAUGGUGAAAAGCUUCAAGUUGGAGUCCUACAAUGGUGGAGACCAAGGUUUUCUUAAUGAGUAUUUCACUUGGUGGCAUCGAAUGCCCGCGAAAUUGAAUUUUCUCAAGAAUUUUGAACGUGGAGAGCGUGAGAUUCCUGAUGGUGUUUUUGCUGUUCAUUACUUGGGUUUGAAGCCAUGGAUGUGUUACAGGGACUAUGAUUGUAACUGGGAUUGGUUGCAUCACCAUAGAUUUUCUAGCGACUCAGCUCACAAGAAAUGGUGGCAAGUUCAUGACACCUUACCUGUGGAGCUUCAACGUUUUUGUGGAUUGACGAAGAAGAUGGAUGAGAAGUUAAAGUUUCGUAGAGAAAGGGCAAAGGAUGGUGAUUUUCCAGAUGGGCAUUGGAAGAUUCAGAUUAAUGACCCUAGACAGUAUCAUUAUUUAGAUAUGUAGUUGCAUAUGUAUACAUAUAUAUAU